AUGUCCAUUGAUGAUCAUAGGUGGAAAAAGCAGAAGAUGGACUGCAAUGUGAAAGUUGAGUGCAGUAAUCUUUUGAAAGAAUUGAUGGAUCGUAGACUGGCAUGGGUGUUCACUAAGCCAGUCGAUCUAGUGAAGGCUCCUGAUUACUUCAAGAAGAUUAGGACUCCAAUGGAUUUAGGAACAAUAAAGCGUAAUCUGGAGAGGAAUAUGUACUCUGAUGCAAAGGAAUUUUCUGGUGACAUGCUGCUGACUUUUAGGAAUGCGAUGUUGUAUCACUCUCCUUUGGAUGAAGUUUAUCGCAACGCAAGGCUAUUGAAUUGUAACUUCAAGAGGAGGUGGGAAAUAUUGGCUAAAAAAAUGAAGCUAGAUGUAGAUAACAGUAACCAAGUAAUGAAGCCAGCAGCUGGUCCGAUGAAAGCUCCCAAAGCUGAAAAACGUGGCUACUCAAGGCGCGUAUCACUGGAGAAAAAACUGAAGCUCGGAGCAGGGAUUAAGAAUGAAAAAACACUAAAUGGCUGCACAUCAUUGAGGAAAAAUUCUGACAAAGGUGUGAACCGGUGUCAAGAAGCAGCUAUUGAUGCUUAUACUCGCGGGGCUGUUCCCAUUGAAGAAAAAAGCCCCUGUUCAACCUCUUCCACGACUCCUACAUCUGCUGCUGAAGGUGUCCAAAUGUCGCCAAAGAAGGCUUCGCGGGUUGCAAUGCUCAAAGGCCGCUUUGCUGAAAUGGCCUCUCGUGAGAGAGAAAGAAAAGCUGCAAGGAUGGCACUAGGGAAGAUCAAAAAGACGGUUGAGAUUGAUACGUCUCCUAUCCUGCUGAAAGAGAUGAGUAUUCUAUUUGGUUGCUAUUCAAAUCCCAAGGCUUUGGAGAAAAUUGGCUUUUACUUGAAGCAAAACUAUGUGGAAGAAUAUGAAGUAUGA
Messenger RNA from Salvia splendens (bonfire salvia), 918 nucleotides. Its product is annotated as transcription factor GTE12. The record is from RefSeq and is a predicted model, not a curated record. Gene Ontology annotation, molecular function: protein binding. The transcript has 3 exons. The coding region runs from base 1 to 918 and encodes 305 amino acids. Lineage: Eukaryota; Viridiplantae; Streptophyta; Magnoliopsida; Lamiales; Lamiaceae.